Molecule: messenger RNA, 434 nt
Organism: Ceratina calcarata
Lineage: Eukaryota; Metazoa; Arthropoda; Insecta; Hymenoptera; Apidae
Product: cysteine-rich venom protein 1-like
Exons: 3
Coding region: 60-341 (93 amino acids)
Source: RefSeq, a predicted model, not a curated record
GUUGCUUCUAACGUUAUAAUUGAAAGUUUUGUAAAGAAAGUGAUAUCGAGGAAGAAAACAUGUUUCGAUCCACCGUACUUUGCAUUCUCUUUGUUACUGUCAUCUUUGUUCUUCAAAGAGAGACAGUGGCACAAGGAUCUCCGUUAUGUCCCGUGAACACAAGUUAUCAACUUUGCGGAACAAUGUGUGAACCAACUUGUGACAAUCCUCACCCCAAUCCUGAAUUUUGUCCAAGUCUCGAAUGCACGAGGUUCACUGCUGCCUGUCGUUGUCUCAAAGGAUACGUGAGAGAUAUGAACAGCAACCAGUGUAUAGAGCUUAGUGAAUGCCCGUCGUCUUAAAGAACCGUACAUAUUCAAAUAUUUGGGAUCUUAACUUGUUUUUAAAAGUUCUUAUGCACCUAUGUAACAAUAUAUGAUGUUCUUCAAGCAUUA